AUGUCUGAAGGAGAAAUCGAAGUCGAGGCCGCCUCCGGCUACCAAGUGCUCCCAAAGGAGGUUGUUGAGGAGAUUGGAAGCAUCAAGCUUUUCAACAAAUGGAGCUACGAGGAUGUUGAGAUCCGCGACAUCUCUUUGACCGAUUACAUUCAAAUCAGAGCACCAGUCUACAUCUCCCAUUCCGCCGGUCGAUAUGCGCAAAAGAGAUUCAGAAAGGCCAACUGCCCAAUCAUUGAGCGUCUUACCAACUCCUUGAUGAUGAACGGUCGCAACAACGGAAAGAAGCUCAUGGCUGUCCGCAUUGUUGCCCACGCCUUCGAGAUCAUCCACAUCAUGACCGACCAAAACCCGAUCCAAGUCGCCGUUGAUGCUAUCGUCAACUGCGGUCCUCGCGAAGACUCCACCCGUAUCGGAUCCGCCGGUACCGUCCGUCGUCAAGCCGUCGAUGUCUCCCCUCUCCGCCGUGUCAACCAAGCUAUUGCCCUCCUUACCAUCGGUGCCCGUGAAGCUUCGUUCAGAAACGUCAAGUCCAUUGCUGAGUGUUUGGCUGAAGAAUUGAUCAACGCCGCUAAGGGAAGCAGCAACUCCUACGCCAUCAAGAAGAAGGAUGAGUUGGAGCGUGUUGCCAAGAGCAAUCGUUAA
Sclerotinia borealis F-4128 is the source of this 642-nucleotide messenger RNA. The record is from the annotation of a GenBank genome assembly. Lineage: Eukaryota; Fungi; Ascomycota; Leotiomycetes; Helotiales; Sclerotiniaceae.